This is a messenger RNA of Medicago truncatula (barrel medic), 1100 nucleotides long. RefSeq names its product caffeoyl-CoA O-methyltransferase. The record is from RefSeq and is a predicted model, not a curated record. The transcript is spliced from 5 exons. Lineage: Eukaryota; Viridiplantae; Streptophyta; Magnoliopsida; Fabales; Fabaceae. The coding region runs from base 45 to 776 and encodes 243 amino acids. Gene Ontology annotation, molecular function: S-adenosylmethionine-dependent methyltransferase activity; O-methyltransferase activity.
AUAGUCCAAGAAAAUUAAGAUAAGUAAACACACUAGAGAGAGAUAUGGCUGCCAAUAAUGAAAAGAAAGAGCAAAACAUUCAUCUCCCUCACGAAACUAUCCUUAAGAGUGAUGCACUACAUCAGUAUAUACUUGAAACAAGCGUGUUUCCAAGAGAACACCCAUGCUUGAAGGAGCUUAGGGAGAUGACACUAACACACCCUAAGUAUAUGAUGGCUACACCCGGUGAUGAAGGCCAGCUUAUCAACAUGCUAAUUAAGCUCAUCAAUGCAAAGAACACAAUGGAAAUUGGUGUCUACACAGGUUACUCUUUGCUCUCCACUGCUCUUGCUCUUCCCUCUGAUGGAAAGGUAUUGGCUUUGGACGUGAGUCGUGAAUACUAUGAACUAGGAUUGCCAAUAAUUGAAAAAGCUAGAGUGGCUCACAAAAUUGAUUUUAGACAAGGACCUGCUCUCCCUCUACUUGAUGAACUUCUUCAAGAUGAAUAUAACAAGGAGACAUUUGAUUUCGUUUAUGUGGAUGCUGAUAAGGAUAACUACAUUAACUAUCACAAGAGGGUGGUUGAGCUUGUUAAAGUUGGAGGAUUGGUUGCAUAUGACAACACCUUAUGGAGUGGUUCUGUUGCGGUUCCAUCAGAUGCACCGAUGACAAGUUACGUUAGGAAUUUUCGUGGUCAUGUGAUUGAGUUUAACAAACAUUUAGCCCAGGAUUUAAGGAUUCAGAUCUGUCAACUCUCAGUAGGCGAUGGAAUUACUCUAUGCCGCCGCAUCAUCUAAUUCUCAUUCGUGAUUAAUUUGUGUGCUUGUUCUGUGUCUUUUACUUGAAGGGAAAUGUAUUUUACUUAGCUUUUUAAGGUUUGGUUCGGCCCCCAAACUUUUUUCUUUUGAUAUUUUUUUAUUAAUAAUAUAUAGGACGAUGUGUAUUUGACACAUAAUAUUUUGGGGUGCCAGUAUAGCUGGGAUUUCAAAAGAAUGUAAUAUGCAUGGUAUUGUAGUUGACUUAGCGUGGCAACAUAGUUGAGAUGUCUUCCACCAUUAAUUAUAUUAAUGUAUGUGUCAUUCAUCAAUUAUAAAAAAUAAUUAUGAGGAUCUUUUCUCAAA